This is a messenger RNA of Protopolystoma xenopodis, 309 nucleotides long. The record is from the annotation of a GenBank genome assembly. Lineage: Eukaryota; Metazoa; Platyhelminthes; Monogenea; Polystomatidea; Polystomatidae.
AUGGAAAUUACCCAUUUGGUCAAAGAGUUCGUCUUCUACUCCAGUUUGGCAUAUGGUUUAGUACUCAAUCACCUUGGUCUGCGUCCCUGGUACUCGCGUAUUGAGCCGAAUUUAAUUGUUGGCGGUCUGCCUUUCAUUCACAGCUGGGAUGCUAUAGCCAGCCGGGAGAACAUCAGUCAUGUAGUAAGUCUCGUCGAGACGUUCGAGGUUAAGCCUUUCGUUUUGAAUCGUGAAGCAGCAGAGGCUCGUGGACUCCGAUAUCUAGCACUGCCAGUGUGCGAUUUUAUCGCCUCGCCUAGCAUUGAUCAG